ACCUUCUUCGGUUGAAUGAACAUUACCCGGGCUUGAUCUAAAGUUAUUUGUACGAAGAAAUUGGGAUCCUGUUUAAAGCAACACCUACCAAUAUGGCAGACCAAGCACCAGUUACACAACAACCUGGACAACAACCAGCACCACCUGGUCAGCCUCUUGCUGGACCACCUGGUCAGCCUCCAGCUGGACCACCUGGCCAGCCUAUGCCUCACUACAACUAUGGUCAGGCUCCUCCUCCAGGAGCCCAGCCUCCAGGUUAUGGACAGCCUCAGUAUGGACAGCCAAUGCAGCCUCAGUAUGGCCAGCCUGGAGUAGCUGUAGCAAUGAACAUACCUGGACAGCCCCCAAUGGUCCAAUGGAUGGCUCGACCCCAGGCUAUACCUGGCUGUCCCCCUGGCCUUGAAUACCUCACCCAGAUUGAUCAACUUCUCAUCAAACAACAGAUUGAGAUUCUAGAGUUGUUCACUGGCUGGGAAAUGGCCAACAAAUACAAGGUCCUCAACAACCAGGGUCAGCAAGUCUUCUUUGCUGCAGAAGAAUCUGAUACAUGUGAACGACAGUGCUGUGGACCUAACAGAGGUUUCAACCUUCACAUCACUGACAACACUGGACAGGAAAUCAUCAAAUGUACUCGUGAGUUUAAGUGCUGUGUGGGUUGCUGCUGGUGCGCCAAUGCUGAUGGCUGUGCACAUGAAAUCGCUGUGGAGUCCCCUCCAGGCACCAUCGUGGGAUACGUGAGGCAGGAGCAGAGUUGCUGGACUCCACACUAUAGUAUCAGGGAUGCCAACCAUGAGCCUGUCCUCAAUAUCAAAGGUCCAUGCUGUGUGAUGAAUGGAUGUUGCUGGGAUCAGGAGUUUGUUGUGUGGUCAAAAGACUGGACCGCAGAGGUUGGCAAACUCAGCAAACAGUGGAGUGGAUUUGCUAAAGAGUAUUUCACUGAUGCUGAUAACUUCGGAAUUACAUUUCCCAUGGAUUUGGAUGUCAAGCUGAAGGCAGUCAUGUUGGGCGCUGUGUUCCUCAUUGAUUUCAUGUUCUUCGAGCAGAAGCAGAACAAUCACCAUUAGGCCUUGGUUUCUGGAGAGGAUCAUAGAUUUGGCAGUGGUAUAUAACAAAGUCCAGGAAUUAGUGUGAAGAAUCCUCAGCCGAUUGUCAAUGUAUCUAAGAUAUUAUUAACACAAAAGCUUACAAACCUUAUAAAAAACAAAACAAAACCUCAUUUGUUGUUGUGAGGACCAUUUCAGAACUCUUUAGAUUAACAGUUAUCAGUAAUGUCCGCAAGUUUGAAUUGUGUAAACAAUAGUCUCUUAAUGAAAGACAGAAACCUGUGAAAACAUUCUCAUUGUUAUAAGUCUAUAGUGCCUCUCUUCUCUGUUCCAAAUACAUUUUAUAGAUAUCUGGCUGUUAGAUAGAUAUCUGGCUGUUAGAUAGAUAUCUGGCUGUCAGUCUAACAUGACAAAAGAUCAACUUUGCCCGAGACAUGUUAAUUAUGAGGCCUAACAUUCAGAGAAAAAAAUCAAUGAAAGUGUUCUUAAACUCAAAUUUUUACAAAUAUUUUACAUUUUAUUUAAAUAUAUGUAUAACCUGGUUAUCAGUAUACCUUUGUAAAUAGUAGUCUAAUCCCAUGCACAUUAUUGUGUACCAAUUGGAAGGAAACAUUUACAGAGGCAUUAGGUUCAGAAGAUUACUGCAGCAAGAAUUGGUGUACAAUAGAACAAAAAGCUUUAAUUUGUAAGAUUAUAUUUCAGAAAUAUAUAUUUAUUCAAUUCAGGAGAAAAUGCUUUGAUAUCUUUAUAAUGAAUAUAUACAGUAUAUGUUUGAGAAGUGAUUUGUUUCUUUGCCUUGGGUGAAACAAAACACCUUCUGGAAAUGGACUUUUAUAUGUAUUGUGUAUGUAUUCGUCCUGAUAUUCAGUCUCAUGUAUGAAAUAAACAUACUCGUUGAACUAAAUACAAACUUUUAUAUAUUAUGGAUGUUUGCCUGAUAAAUCUGACAGAAGUAUUGGGAGUCAUUGUACAUCUAAUUUUAUAUUGUUAGAUUAAAAAGAUUUUAUUAUAAUAUGGUUCAAAUUUUGAACUCUUUUUUUUUUUUAACUUUGGACAAUAGCAUUGUUUAAAAUCAUUGAUAAAUAAAAUAUGAUCGUUUUGGAAU
Molecule: messenger RNA, 2148 nt
Organism: Ylistrum balloti
Lineage: Eukaryota; Metazoa; Mollusca; Bivalvia; Pectinida; Pectinidae
Product: phospholipid scramblase 2-like
Exons: 11
Coding region: 93-1064 (323 amino acids)
Biological process (GO): plasma membrane phospholipid scrambling
Cellular component (GO): plasma membrane
Molecular function (GO): phospholipid scramblase activity
Source: RefSeq, a predicted model, not a curated record